AGAGCCCCCCACUGGGCCAUUGGGCAGGCCUGUGUCCCAGUAGCGGCCACAGCGGUGGGGGCGGCUGUCUAUCCCAUUCCACAGGCCAGGCCCGGUGUCCCCUGGGCACCGGGCCUGACCAGAGAGGGCACUGGGCCCUAUUCAACAAGUUAAGAGGCUCAGAGCUUGGAUUCCAGUUGGACACGGUGCAGUGUUCCUACCCUACCUUAUGAUCAAGGACUCCUAACGCCAGAGUCCCCAAGACACAGGUGUCCCUCCUCCCAGUGGGGAGUUCUCAGAACUUGGGGGUCUGAUGCAUUUGGGGAGCUGUAUCGGUGCCAGAAGGCUUCUUGAUCUGUGUAGAUGGGAACCCAGAGCCCAGGCAGGGCCUGAGACCCUGUGGCUCCGGAUGGCUUGGUGGGUGGGUGGGGCAUCUGAUGCCUGCCUUUGGUGACAGGGAGAGGCUAUUAGGGAUUGGAACUUGGAGACUUUUAGCAAGAACAGAAGUAUCAGGCUGAGGGUAACCCAGGAGGGCUCCCUGGAGGAGGCACUGGGCUGCAAAGGUUGUAAGAAGGGUGUUAAGAGGUGAAUGACAUGAGGUAGAGAGGCUCAGGUUGGAAGCAACAUCCCUCAGGGACUUGAGGAUUCAAAAAGCUCAGCCCUGGUCCCUUCACCUCUGAGCUGCAGGGGAGGCUUAGAAAGGUGUCAGUUCCCCCUAGGGUGUUCUUUCGACACAGACACCCAGAUGAUGCGGAGCAGGAGGAAGAAGACACCCAAGACGGGGUGGGAGACUCAGUGGGGGUCUCCUCAGCUUCCUAAUUGCUCUUCUGUUCCUGGUUCCUCCCUACAAUUAAUACCCAUCCCGGCAACCUCCUCCUCCCAGGACCAGGGUAUCAAGUCCAGAUCCACCCAGGUCCCCACCAGGGAAGCUAGUUGAAGAGUCCCUUUGUCAGCUCCCACCCGAGUGGCACGCAUGCGCGUCCGGCCUCAGUGUUUCCAUCUGUAGAGUGGGGGUGGCCGCUGCCAUCCACCCCCAGUUGCAGCCAGGCACGUGAUCGUGCCUGAAGGGUGGGAGCAUACAAGGUCCCAAAGCCAAGGUUUUUAUGCCUCUUCCCCCGGGCACGCCUGACUCACUCCCAGCUCACCAGCUGUCCUGGACUAUGCUGGCGUGGCCCUAGGCCCCACACCUUGCACCAUGACCUGCUGGCUGCACAUGCUGGGCCUGCACUUGCUGCUGCUGCCCACAGCGCCCCUGGCCGCAGGCUGCCCCGCACGCUGCGAGUGCUCCGCAUCCACCCGCACUGUGGCCUGUGGGCGCCGCCGGCUGACAGCCAUCCCCGAGGGCAUCCCGGCCGAAACUCGCAUGCUGGAGCUGAGCCGCAACCGCAUCCGCUGUCUGAACCCUGGGGACCUGGCCUCGUUGCCCACCCUGGAGGAGCUGGACCUCAACCAUAAUGUGAUUGCCCACGUGGAACCUGGGGCCUUCGCCAACCUGCCCCGCCUGCGCGUCCUGCGUCUCCGUGGCAACCAGCUGAAGCUCAUCCCGCCAGGCGUGUUCACGCAUCUGGACAGCCUCACGCUGCUGGACCUGAGCGAGAACAAGCUGGUCAUCCUGCUGGAUUUCAGCUUCCAGGACCUGCGCAGCCUGCAGCGGCUGGAGGUGGGCGACAAUGACCUGGUGUUCAUCUCCCGCAGGGCCUUUGCGGGGCUGUUGGGGCUGGCUGAGCUCACGCUGGAGCGCUGCAAUCUCACAUCACUGUCCCCGGAGUCGCUGGGUCACCUGCGGGGCUUGGGCGCUCUGCGCCUGCGCCACCUGGCCAUCGCCGCCCUGGAGGACCAGAAUUUCCAGAAGCUUCCAGGACUCUCGCAUCUGGAGAUCGACAACUGGCCGCUGCUGGAGGAGGUGGCCCCGGGCAGCCUGCGUGGGCUGAACCUCACGUCGUUGUCCAUCACACACACCAACAUCACGGCUGUACCGGCCGCUGCGCUGCGACAGCAGGCCCACCUCACGUGCCUCAACCUGUCGCACAACCCCAUCAGCAUGGUGCCACGCGGCUCCUUCAGAGACCUGGUGCGCCUGCGUGAGCUGCACCUAGCAGGAGCCCUGCUGGCUGUCAUCGAGCCGCAGGCCUUCGUGGGGCUGCGACAGAUCCGCCUGCUCAACCUUUCGGACAACCUGCUGUCCACACUGGAGGAGAACACAUUCCACUCGGUGAACACGCUCGAGACGCUGCGCGUGGACGGCAACCCGCUGGCCUGCGACUGUCGCCUGCUGUGGAUCGUGCAGAGGCGGAAGACCCUGAACUUCGACGGCAGGCUCCCCGCCUGCGCCACCCCCGCCGAGGUGCGCGGCGACGCCCUGCACAAUCUCCCCGACUCUGUGCUCUUCGAGUACUUCGUGUGCCGCAAGCCCAAGAUCCGGGAGAGGCGGCUGCAGCAUGUGACCGCCACCGAGGGCGACGACGUGCGCUUUCUGUGCCGCGCUGAGGGUGAGCCCGCGCCCACGGUAGCCUGGGUGACGCCCCAGCACCACUCGGUUACGGCUGCCAGCCGGGGCCGGGCACGCGUGCUGCCUGGGGGCACCCUGACCAUCGCGGACACGCGGCCCCAGGACAGUGGCACCUACACAUGUGUGGCCAGCAACGCCGGGGGUAACGACACUUAUUUCGCCACCUUGACCGUCCAGCCGGCCGCCAACCGGACCCAGGGCGAUGGGCACAACGAGACGCAGGUGGGCGUCCGGUUCCCGCUGGACCUCACCACCAUUCUUGUGUCCACCGCCAUGGGGUGCAUCACCUUCCUGGGCGUGGUCCUCUUCUGUUUUCUGCUGCUUUUUGUGUGGAGCCGUGGCCGCGGACAGCACAAGAAUAACUUCUCUGUGGAAUAUUCCUUCCGUAAGGUGGACGGUCCGGCGGCUGCGGCUGGCCAGGGUGGUGCGCGCAAGUUCAACAUGAAGAUGAUCUGAGCUGAUCCCACGGUGGGUUGUGUGAGCCGGACCGUUCAAACCUCUGUCCAGUCCCAGAUAAUUUCCACCUAUGCAUAUUUUUCCCAGGGGGUAGGCAUGGAGGUGACUGCAAGUCAGCUCACAAGCAAAACUUUCUCAUUUUUGUAGACAUCUGCAGGACUGUUUUUGAGCAGAUCACAUCUUUUGCAGUUCCUGAAGUGUUUUCUAAGGGUUUCAACGUGUCUUUCCCACCCUUUGCUGUGGCUGCUGUGCUAAGACACAAAGUGGCUGGGGACACUCAGGGUCCAUGGUUUCUUAUGCAGGUGCAGGCUGUGGCCCCAAAGUCCAGGGUCCUCCCUGUGCCCUUACUCAGAAGUCACGUCCCCAGAUGCCUGGGGACACAGGACACACCGUGCUUGCAGUGGCUGUCUCCUCCGCUCAUUGUGACCUGUGUCUCAUACAGGGCCCAGGACUGCAGUAGGGACCUGGGAAUGCACCAGCCCAGCUCCUGUCCACCGCUGCUCGGGUACCCAGGGCUACCCCAGACCCUGCAGAGAGGCUCACAGUCAUCUCGGGAGCCCUGUUCCCGCCACUUUCCAUCCCACCAGGAACUUCAGGCCCAGGAGGCCACCUGCCAGGAGAAGCCAUGUCCCCAUGUCCCCUAGAGGUCCCUCCACCCUGCCUUGCCAUACUGGACAUCUGCUUGCAGGAGGGCUGGCUGCCCUGGGUCCUAGGAGUGCCUCUCAGGCCACCACAUCCACUCUGCUGCUCUACAGGGAAAGUGGACUGCUGUAGGGGUGAGCAGGCAGGGCCAGUUGAUUGUGACAAGGCCAAGUCAUGAUCCACUAGCCUACCCCAUCUAAGUUCCUCCCCAGUGUCACCUCUGCCUGGUCACAGUUAGGACACCGUUGAAAGAAGGGACAGAGGGCAUUUUGUGGGACUUGGCCAACUGACCCCCUGGACAUAUGGUAAGACAGGCUGCAGCUCUUUUCCCACCUGUCCAGCUGUAAUGUCUGUGGUCCACUGGGACCCUGUGUCUUCCUUUACAGAACAAGUCUGAGCCUGUAGCCUUUGCCCUGUGUGCCCUCAUGUUUGUGUCCAGACAGGAAGGAGGCAAACCUAAUGCAAUGAGAGACCCAGAUCAAGCUUGGCUAGUCUGAACUGGACUGGGAACACGGGGACCCUUUGGUCUUGCGCCCCCCCCCCCGACUUUCCCAUCACAUACAAACUGAUUGACAGGACACGAAUGACUGGGUUGACUGGCAUUUUCAGACUCUAUCCCUGAGUCUGACAAGAUGGACCUCUUUGUCCUGGACUGUCCUCUUAGCCCCUGUUGCUAUGGCAACCCCAGGGCCCUCAAAACAACAACCAACGAAAUCCAAGUGCCUUUAGAGUUAUUAAAAGACAGAAGGGGUGCACUCCCGGCAGGGUUAGAGUUCACAAAGUGUCAGAACAUUACAUCGGGGUUCCCCAGUCCCAACAACCUCUAUCCUCACCUGCUGUGUUUGACUGAAAUCCAAUUAAACAAGCUGAUUUAAUACAAAA
Messenger RNA from Mus musculus (house mouse), 4468 nucleotides. It is a transcript of the gene Lingo3, whose product is annotated as leucine rich repeat and Ig domain containing 3. Bases 1175 to 2944 code for a protein of 589 amino acids. The record is from RefSeq and is a predicted model, not a curated record. NCBI's taxonomy places the organism in Eukaryota, Metazoa, Chordata, Mammalia, Rodentia, Muridae. Gene Ontology annotation, cellular component: membrane. The transcript is spliced from 2 exons.